AUGGAGGAAAGGAGGCAAGAGCUGUGCAAAGCAGUGUUGGCACAAAAAUGGGAUGAAGUUGCAGAGUUAUACAGAAGUCAUCCACAGAUUCAGGAUAUGAAGAUCACCAAAUCGGAAGACACUGCACUGCACGUGGCGAUCAGUCUGGGAGCACCAGAAGACAGGGUUGUAAACCUCGUUCAUGAGAUUGAACACACCCACGUUAACAGCCUCCAAGUUGCCAUCAAAAACUUGGAAGCUACGAAUGACCAACAAGAUACUCCUCUGCAUUAUGCUGCCACACGAGGCUGUCCCUCUAUAUGUAAGCGAAUAUUGCAGGUCCAUGAAACCUUGGCUAGUAAACCUAACAAGCUAGGUGAGACGCCUCUGUUCUUGGCCGCUCUCAAUGGCCGUAAACGUACCUUUCUCUAUCUUCAUUCAGUUUGCAGGAAGAUGCAGAACACCAGCACAGAAUUAUUACGGCGUCCAUCGUGGAAAAGAGCUAAUGGAGACACUAUACUUCACUGCACAAUUCAAAGACAUUACUUUGAUCUUGCACUUGAGAUCAUUCAUCUGUAUCAAGACCAGAAUAUUGCCAGUGUUAGGAAUAAUGCUGGAGUUACGCCUCUUCAUGUCCUUGCCUCCAUUCCUUCUGCUUUCGAAAGCGAAAAGCUGAGAAUUGAGGCUAACGUGGAGGGCCACGUUCUGGAGGUUGGAAAUUCUGUCUGGUUGAAAGCUGAUGAUGAUCCAACAAUAGGCCACCAUAGUCAAGGUUUAAUAAGGAGAAUGAAAGAGAAACAUGUAUGGAGUGGGCAGAUCAUGGAGGAACUCCUGCAACGAACUUGUGAGUAUGAUUACAGCCAAGAUGAGAGUCUUGGGGAACAGAACCAGCAAGGAGCGGCCUUAGAGAAGGACAGAAAAUGGACAGCGUUGUUAGUGGCAACAAAGAAUGGAGUGACAGAAGAGGUGAAGAGAAUCCUUGAAGUUUAUGCAGUGGCUAUUUAUGACAAAACUGAGCCAAAUAAAAGAAACAUAAUCCUUUUGGCUGUCCGAAAAAGACAAACCCAUGUUUUUAAGUCAUUGAUGAAUCACCCUCUUUGGCAUUCACUCGUAGAGGCUGUGGACAUCAACGGAAAUAAUGUACUGCACAUGGCAUCCUUUCUUCUCCAUCACAUGCCUCGUCAAAUUCAUGGACCUGUCAUGCAAAUGCAAUACGAAGCCCUCUGGUUUAAG
Neltuma alba is the source of this 1212-nucleotide messenger RNA. RefSeq lists its product as uncharacterized. Gene Ontology annotation, molecular function: protein binding. The record is from RefSeq and is a predicted model, not a curated record. Lineage: Eukaryota; Viridiplantae; Streptophyta; Magnoliopsida; Fabales; Fabaceae. The transcript has 5 exons. The annotation marks the transcript as partial.